AAUCCGGACUCUCGCGUGUUCGGUGAUCGCUGUAAUCCGGCCGGGCAAUGGGAUACGCGGGGGAGGCCCGGCGGCGUGUAGGUGCGGGGGCUGUCAUGAGCCAAUGCGCCGUCAGUCUUUUGUUUAUCGCCUUUCGUGUAAUACGUAGUGUCAAUUAAGUGCGCUCGCUAACAUCAUGGCGCCGCCACGUAAACAUUCGACAUUAACAAUAAAAGACAAAUUACGGAUUAUAGAAAUGUUAGAUAAGGGUGACAGCUACCCUGUCAUUGCUCGGAAGUUUGGUAUAGGCAGGUCAACUGUAGGUGACAUAAAGAAAAACAAAGACAAACUCUUGAAGUUUGUUAGCCUAACAGAACGUGGUCCCGGUGUACGAAAAACACUAAAGAAAUCGGAAAAUCCUGUUUUAGAAGAUGCUUUGUUUACGUGGUUUUUGCAACAAAGGCGAUUGCAUGUUCCUGUAAGUGGUGAUAUGAUUUGUGAGAAAGCUCGAAUUUUUCAUCGCCAGAUUACAAACUCCAAUAUCGGAUUUAAUGCAAGCCGGGGAUGGUUAGACAAAUUUAAAAAACGCCACGGAAUAAGACGUUUAAAAAUGGCCGGUGAAAAACUGUCAAAUGAUGAAGCCGCUAUCGGACCAUUCCAACUAGAGUUACAGAAAGUUAUUAGAGAGAAAAAAUUAACAGCGGAACAGGUUUACAAUGCUGACGAAUCUGGUUUGUACUGGCGAUUAUUGCCAGAUCAUACAUUAGCCUCUGGCAAUGAGCAGUCGGCUUCCGGAAGGAAAAUGAUGAAGAUGAGAGUGACAUUCAUGCCUUGUGCAAAUGCGGCUGGAACUCAUAAACUUCAAUUGCUUGUUGUCGGCAAAUCAAAAAACCCACGGGCAUUUAAAUCAACACGUCUUCCUGUUUGUUAUCGUGCACAAAAAAAUGCUUGGGUUACGAAAGACUUGUUUCUUGAGUGGUUUAAAACGGAAUUCGUUCCCGCGGUCCGCCGCCAUCUUUUGUCUGUUAAUUUGCCUCCUCAGGCACUGUUAUUGUUGGAUAAUUGUCCUGGGCAUCCAUCAGCAGAUGAACUUGUCUCUGAAGACGGCCACAUUUUUGCAAUGUUCCUGCCACCUAACACCACGGCGUGUAUACAACCAAUGGAUCAGAACGUUAUACAAAAUGUGAAGUUAAAUUACCGCAAAUCACUUUUGGUUAACUGUCUUGCAUUAUGUUCUGAAAACCUCAUGGACUCAUUAAAAUCGAUAACUUUAAAGGACACAGUUUUUCUUUUGGCUAAUUGCUGGGCCAAUGUUAAGACAUCGCUAAUUAACAAAUCAUGGAAGAAUUUGCACCCUGAAUUUCUCACUGAUAAUGACGAACCAGAAGAUGAUGUUCCUUUAGCCCAGCUUUUUAACAGGUUGAGGGGACCCAAUGAUCCUCAAAUAAGUGAGGCAGAAGCUCAAGAAUGGGCUGCUGGUGGUGCCGAAAGCGAGUUACAAAGAUAUGAAGUGUUAACUGAUGAGGAGAUUGUGCGAGCGGCUAUGUGUGAGGACGAUGAGGAAGAUGAGGACAAUAGCGUUGAAAUUCUAAAAAUCACAAAAGUUGGUAAUUCAGAGGCAGUAGGAGCUUUAAACACAGCUUUAAAAUGGGCUGAAGAUAACGAAUUUGAUAGCCACGAAGUUAUGUUUCUCCGUCGACUUAGAGACCGGGCUUUCGAAAUGAAGUGCGAAAAUUAUAAACAGAAGAGUAUUACAGACUUUUUCAAGAAGAAUUAACUAAUGUUUUAUUUUAACUUGCUGAUUUCCUUACAUAGUUGUUUGUAUGUAAUUUUGAACAUGUACAUUUUGACUGUAUGCUAUAAUUUAAAAAUUGAUUAAAGAAACUAAGGUUAAA
Molecule: messenger RNA, 1874 nt
Organism: Maniola jurtina (meadow brown)
Lineage: Eukaryota; Metazoa; Arthropoda; Insecta; Lepidoptera; Nymphalidae
Product: jerky protein homolog-like
Exons: 1
Coding region: 176-1756 (526 amino acids)
Cellular component (GO): nucleus
Molecular function (GO): DNA binding
Source: RefSeq, a predicted model, not a curated record